Cylas formicarius (sweet potato weevil) is the source of this 1568-nucleotide messenger RNA. RefSeq names its product odorant receptor 67c-like. The record is from RefSeq and is a predicted model, not a curated record. Lineage: Eukaryota; Metazoa; Arthropoda; Insecta; Coleoptera; Brentidae. Gene Ontology annotation, biological process: detection of chemical stimulus involved in sensory perception of smell; sensory perception of smell. The coding region runs from base 176 to 1375 and encodes 399 amino acids. Gene Ontology annotation, molecular function: odorant binding; olfactory receptor activity. Gene Ontology annotation, cellular component: plasma membrane. The transcript has 7 exons.
AAAUCUUCUCUGUAAUGAUGGCUUAUUGUGAUAAGGGUUUGGAUUUUUUAGACAUGCUUUAAUGUUAGAGUCCUCAGUUUGAAGCAAACUGUUCGGGUUGCAAUUCGGCGUAACAAAAAUACAUUUUUUUAUUUUUAGUUACUUUCUGAACGGUAAUUUAUUAUUCCAGCAUCCAAUGAAUGAUAAUUCAGUCUGCUAUUGCACGAUGAAGGUAGUCCAUCGAUCCAUCUUAAAUUUUUCGAAAUACUGUAUGAUCUCCGUCGGAAUAUGGCGAUUACCGUUACCUACCAAUAUCAACGUCAUCCGCAAAACUUACGCAAUAUACUCCAUCUUCGUCACGAUCUACAUCCCGCUGUUCCUGACGUCGAUGUGUAUCCAUUUCAUCCUCGCCCUGGUGUCUCAGAACGAAACCCUUGAAGAUCUCAUGAAAGAGUUUUCCUACAUUAUCAUUACCCUAAUGACAGAGACGGCCGCCGUUAUCUGUCAAAGAAACAACUUUAAAGGAAUCAUAGCCUACGUACUGAAUGAGGAAAACAACAUUUUAAAUUCCGGAGAAGACGAAACGUUGCACCACCACACGCAGCAGCAGAAAUUCUGUUACAACGUCAAUUUGACAAUAUUCGUGUUCCCGAUUUGUACAGCAGCCUCCAUAGUUAUUGAAAACGCUAGUGUCAGGUCCCAAAUAGGACAGUACAACAGGGAACACAACGACACUUUGGACAGACCUUUCCCGUUCGAGUUGUACCUCUACAAGUUUGACAAGAACAAGCACCAAGCGGCGAUGUUGUUGGUGGAAUAUGUUUCGCAUUGGAUGAUCAUUUUCAGGAUAAUAUCUACGAAAAACAUCGUCGUCUCUUGCGUUAUCUUUACGCCGUCCAUCUUGAAACGGUUGCAGGUCAGGUUUAAGCGAAUGUCGAUGGAAGAAGGAGGCACUUUUGAAAGUUUAAAGGAUCUGAUUUCGCAACAUCAGAACGUUAUAAGGUAUGUGAGCGACCUGAACCACUCGAUAAAAUACGUGAUUUUCAUGGAAUACCUUUUGAAUUCGCUGAACGUAGCGGCUGUCUCAGUUCAGUUCAUUUCGGACAAGUUCGCAAUAUCACCACUGUUUUACUUCGCCUACCUGUUUAUUCAAACGUUCGUUUUGGGAUGGAGCGCGAACGAAGUAAAGGUCCAGAGUGAAGCGCUUGGCGAUGCAUUGUAUGAGAGUCUGUGGUACGAACAAAACGAUAGAGUGAAAAGAAUGAUACUCUACAUGAUAGUUCGAUCCCAGAAGCCUCUGGCUUUGACCAUCGGGCCAUUUGACGCUAUGACCACAGCGUCUGCAGUCAGGAUCAUGAAAGCUUCGUACUCCUACGUUUCACUGAUGGUGAACUGAUGGACCGAUCAAUCACCAAAAAGGCUAAGAAACACAAAAUAUUUAAAUCUCUGUAUUGUCAAUUAUCAAAAUAAAGAAUACCCCACACAAUAAUGGAAAAUGAGUCACGAUCAAUCUGCCUGAUAAUUUAGCUAGGUUGUAAUUUUCUGGACCCAAAGGAACCCUGUGACUAUAGUCUGGGCUAUACAGUUUG